AUGCCGGUCACUUCCAAUACCGGCCGCAGGAAGGAUGCUCCUCAGCCUACCUGUGACCAAGUCGAGACUGCAUCGUGCCCCAGAAUUCUCACCGAGGCCGAUUGUUAUUCCGAGCUGGGGUUUUCGUUCUCCACUGCCAAAAAAUGGACUAUCAUUCUGGUCAUAUUCCUCGUGCAGACAUCCAUGAACUUCAAUACCAGCUUAUAUUCCAAUGCUAUAUCCGGCAUCUCAGAAGAAUUCGAUGUGAGCAAACAGGCGGCCCGCUGUGGUGCUAUGAUCUUCUUGGUCCUAUACGCAUUCGGUUGUGAACUUUGGGCCCCUUGGAGCGAGGAAUUCGGUCGAAAGCCCAUUCUUCAACUCAGCUUGUUUCUGGUCAACAUAUGGCAGAUCCCAGUCGGGAUUGCUCCCAACUUUGCUACCAUAAUAAUCGGUCGAGCGCUGGGUGGUAUUUGUACGGCUGGAGGUUCUGUGACACUGGGGAUGAUAGCAGAUCUCUGGGAGGCCGAUGACCAGCAGUAUGCAGUAGCAUGCGUGGUGUUUUCUUCUGUGGGAGGGUCAGUUCUUGGACCGGUCGUCGGGGGCUUCGUGGAAGAAUACCUCCCGUGGCGAUGGAAUAUCUGGAUCCAACUCAUUUUUGGCGGCUUCGUCCAGCUCGCCCAUUUAGUCCUCGUCCCGGAGACAAGAACAUCCGUCAUGAUUGACAGGAUUGCCAAACGGCGAAGGACCAAAGGGGAGGACGUGUAUGGUCCUAGUGAAUUGACCCCCCUUCUGGACCGAUUCUCGGUGGAAGAAAUUCUUCAGACGUGGCUCCGCCCCUUCCGCAUGUUACUCACCGAACCCAUUGUGCUGUGUCUGUCCCUACUCAGCGGCUUCACUGACGCUCUGAUUUUCAUUUUUAUUCAGUCUUUUGGUCUUGUAUACGCACAAUGGAACUUCAGCACGGUCGCGAUCGGUCUUUCCUUUAUUCCUAUCAUGAUAGGCUAUGUCAUCACUUGGAUCAUGGUCAUCCCAGUGAUUAAAUGCAACGUCCACGAGCGCCGGACGAAGCCAGACGAUGAGCGAGCUCAGUACGAGUCUCGCCUCUGGUGGCUUCUUUACACAGCCCCAUGCCUUCCUAUUGGAAUGAUCGGUUUCGCGUGGACUAGUCUUCCGCAGGUCCAUUGGAUUGGCAGUAUGUUCUUCUCGGCCUUGGUCGGCAUCGCCAACUUCAGUAUCUUCAUGGGCACAAUUGACUACAUGAUCUGUGCUUACGGGCCUUACUCUGCAUCGGCUGCAGGAGGUAAUGGGUGGGCCAGAGACUUCUUGGCUGGUAUACUGACGGUUCCUGCGACGCCGUUCUAUGAAAAUAUUGGCCGUAAGUAUCAUUUGGAAUAUGCAUCCACCAUUCUCUUCUGUAUCUCCACCCUCCUCGUUGCAACAGUCUACGUUAUAUACUUCUACGGUCCUGUCCUCCGCAAACGAUCCCCGUUCGCCCAACAACUAUCAGAUGCUAGGGAAAAUAUACACAGCAGGAUGGUAGGAAAUAUACGGGGUGAUAUAUAG
Molecule: messenger RNA, 1542 nt
Organism: Aspergillus sclerotioniger CBS 115572
Lineage: Eukaryota; Fungi; Ascomycota; Eurotiomycetes; Eurotiales; Aspergillaceae
Product: MFS general substrate transporter
Exons: 3
Coding region: 1-1542 (513 amino acids)
Biological process (GO): transmembrane transport
Molecular function (GO): transmembrane transporter activity
Source: RefSeq, a predicted model, not a curated record